CUCUGCGUUCUCAAUGCAGAGGAUCUCAAUCCCCGCCCGCCGCUCCAACAAUCACGCACAGAAACCACAGCCCCAAACCCAUCAAUUCCCGAUGGAGAACGGCGAUGCAACCCUCGCUUCCCCCGCCGCCGCCGCCGAGAACGCGGUGCCCAACGGCGGCGUCGCGGAGGCGGAUCAGCCCCCCGUGACCCAUGCCGUCAAGUCCUACGCCGCCGCCGCCGAUAACUCCGCGCCCAACGGCGGCGUCGCGGAGGACGAGCAGGGCCCCGUGACCCACGCCACCAAGUCCUACGCCGCCGUCGCUGCCCACGCCGAGAUCGAGGACCUCCGCGCCGCCAAGCUUGACCUGCAGGAGAGGCUCGCCGAGGCCCGCCGUGAGAACAAGGCCAUCGCCGCGGAGACGCACCGCAUCGAGGGGACAUUCAUGCAGGCCCGGGAGGAGGUCAUCAUCGCCGAGGACGCCGCCGUCUCUGCCGAGAAGGAAGCCGCCUCGCUCCGCGCGGAGGUUGAGCGCCUCCAGCAUCUCCUCGAGAUCGAGAAGGGUGAGCAUGAGAUGGAUAAGCGCCGCCACAAGGAGCUCGCCAAGGAGGUGGAGGCCGUACGCCAGGAGAAGCUCAAGCUCGAGGAGGAGAUCAAGGCCCUGAAGGCUUCCGCCGCCGCAGCCACUGCGAAGGAGAGGGAGGCUGCCCCGGCGGCUGAGGCCCCGAAGGAAGUGGAGGUCGCGUGGCAGGGGAUGGCGGCGGCCGCGGCUGCCGGCGCCGCCGCCACGGCUGCCGUCGUGCUGAUCUAUCUCCGCCUUAAGAGGUAAUCUGUUGCUCGGUUGCGCAGGAAGUUUUGCUCAGCUGCGCAGGAAGUUUUCGUAGUGAUGCUGCUAGUACGAACUGGGAGUACAUGACUUCUAUGAGUAGUUGCUUAAUAGCCUACAGAGACAUAGGGAUUUGGAGACUAGUUAUGUUUCAUCGUUGUUUUUCCUUUACUAGUAUCAUUCUACGUGCUUUUGGUGGUGACACAAAAUGUUUGGACACAUCAUAUGACGUGCAACUGAAGAAUGCUAUAUGGUUGGUUAUCUUCUCGUUUA
Messenger RNA from Phragmites australis (common reed), 1078 nucleotides. RefSeq lists its product as uncharacterized. Lineage: Eukaryota; Viridiplantae; Streptophyta; Magnoliopsida; Poales; Poaceae. The coding region runs from base 14 to 808 and encodes 264 amino acids. The record is from RefSeq and is a predicted model, not a curated record. The transcript has a single exon.